Molecule: messenger RNA, 801 nt
Organism: Penicillium alfredii
Lineage: Eukaryota; Fungi; Ascomycota; Eurotiomycetes; Eurotiales; Aspergillaceae
Product: 2-deoxyribose-5-phosphate aldolase
Exons: 1
Coding region: 1-801 (266 amino acids)
Biological process (GO): deoxyribonucleotide catabolic process; carbohydrate catabolic process
Cellular component (GO): cytoplasm
Molecular function (GO): deoxyribose-phosphate aldolase activity
Source: RefSeq, a predicted model, not a curated record
AUGUCGUCUACCCCGUCCACCGAUGCCGAGUGGGCGGCUCAGAUCUCCAAGAUGAAGGAAUGGCUGCCGGCGAGGUCAGUAUCACAGCCGCCGAUCCCGCUAGGCAUACACCGGAUGAUCGACCACACACUCUUGAAAGAGCCGAUUGCGCCGGAGCAGAUCGACACCAUCUGCAAAGAAGCUCACGAAAACAACUUCGCCGCCGUGUGUGUGCGGCUGGGGUACGUGGCCCGCGCCGUUGCCAACUUAAAGGACGUCCCUGGCACUGUGGUGGCCUGCGUGGUGGGGUUCCCGGAAGGCACGCACGAGACGGCAGACAAAGUACGGGAAGCGAAAGAGGCGGUCGAGCAGGGGGCCAGCGAGCUGGACAUGGUGAUCAAAUACGAGCUGCUGCAGAAGGGCAUGUACACGGCGGUCUACGACGAUAUCGUCGCAGUGCGCCAGGCCGCCCCCGCACCAAUAACCCUCAAGACCAUUGUCGAGGUCGCCAAGCUUGACAAGGACCAGCUGAUGGCCGCAACGAUCGUGUGCUGCAUGGCCGGCGCGGAUUUCGUCAAGACCAGUACCGGGUUCAAUGGCGGCGCCAGUGUUCAGCAUAUCUCGCUCAUGCGCGUCGCCGCCGAUAUGUGUGGCCGCGACUGCAAGAUCAAAGCCAGCGGCGGGAUCCGCUCGGCUGAGGAUUGUGUGCGCAUGGUUAAGGCCGGCGCCCAGCGGAUCGGAACGAGUUCAGGGGUUCGUAUCGUCACUGAGCUUAACGAGGGCGAGCUGCUGGAGCAAGGGGCCAGUCACGCGGUGUCUUAA